Messenger RNA from Mesitornis unicolor (brown roatelo), 1077 nucleotides. RefSeq names its product G protein-coupled receptor 68 (gene GPR68). The coding region runs from base 1 to 1077 and encodes 358 amino acids. Gene Ontology annotation, cellular component: membrane. The record is from RefSeq and is a predicted model, not a curated record. The transcript has a single exon. Lineage: Eukaryota; Metazoa; Chordata; Aves; Mesitornithiformes; Mesitornithidae. Gene Ontology annotation, biological process: G protein-coupled receptor signaling pathway; cellular response to pH. Gene Ontology annotation, molecular function: G protein-coupled receptor activity.
AUGGUGAAUUUCACAGCGAAUGCAACUGAGAAGUGCAGUAUUAAUCAUGACAUCCACCAGACAUUAUCCCCCGUGGUAUACAUAUUUGUAUUUAUGUUAGGCUUGCCAGCUAACUGCCUGUCACUGUACUAUGGGUAUUUACAGAUGAAAGCUAAAAACGAAUUGGGCAUCUACCUUUGCAAUUUGACUGUAGCAGACCUGCUCUACAUAUUUUCUUUGCCUUUUUGGCUUCAGUAUGUUUUACAGCACGACAAUUGGACCUACGAUGAGCUGCUGUGCAAAAUUUGUGGCAUCCUCUUGUAUGAGAAUAUCUAUAUCAGCGUGGGCUUCCUCUGCUGCAUCUCCAUCGACCGCUAUCUCGCAGUUGUGCAUCCUUUUCGGUUUCAACGGUUCAGGACAAUGAAGGCAGCUGCGAUUGUAAGCAUCAUUAUCUGGACCAAAGAAAUCAUGAUGUGCUGCUUUGUCUUCACGCAUGGGGAGAUCAGCAUGGACGCUGAGAGCCACGUGGUGUGCUUUGAGCACUACCCCAUCAAGGAGUGGGAGCACAAUGUCAACUACUACCGCUUCUCUGCUGGCUUUCUUUUCCCUUUCUUUCUGCUGGCCUUCUCUUACUGUGGGAUUUUACGAGCUGUCCACAAGAGUCAUGGAACACAAAAGAAGAAGAAAAUCCAAAUUAAACGACUGGUUUCAAGCACUGUUUUAAUUUUUGUAGUUUGCUUUGGACCGUACCACAUCCUACUUGUGAUUCGCAGCUUGUUGGAGACCAACUGCUCAUUCGCUGAGAAAAUAUUUAAUAUUUACCAUGUUUCUCUCCUGUUGACUACUUUUAACUGUGUUGCUGAUCCAGUAUUGUACUGUUUUUCUAGUGAAAGCACUUACCAGAACUUUGCCAAGAUGCGAGACUCUUGUUUAACAUGUUUAGGAUGCCUGAGGACAGAGACGAAGGAAUCCUAUCCGCUGAAUGCUCCCAAAACUGCCAACAGGCCACAACAUGAGCAACAGCCAGGGUUAUUACAAAAAUCACAUGAUGGUAUUGAAAUGAAGGACUCCUCCAGAACCAGCAUGGGCAGCCUAUAG